AUGGUCGUGACGGUGGUGGCUGCGGCGGUGCUGGUAUGCUGCAAGUUUGGAAGCUGCAGUCUCUAUGAUGCCAAGGUCCUAGAUGAUGUGCUGCUUCAUCGUGUUCGGGCGGAGUGUGUUAGUGCGUUUGCCGAUGCUUCGCGAAGGAGAGCGGUUGUAGACACAGAUGCCAUGCCUUUCCAGUUUCCGGCGGCGGGCUUCUUGGAGGAGACACUGGCAGGCAUGUUUGGAGCGCCACAGUCAUCGUCCCCACCCAGCAAGAACUGGAACCGACUGCAGGCCGCGACGAACACGGAGGCCUGCCAGGCCAGCUGCAGAUCCCUGGCCUGGGUUGCAUUGGGCCAUGUUUUCCAGAGCAUGGCUCCGGAGUGCUUCCCCGAGAUGCGGUCCCAGUUGGCCAAGAGCUGGUUCGACCUCACCUUGGAGGUUGAUCGCAUCUGCGAGGGGAACAGGCGCAACAAGGACUGGCUCCAGGAGGCCAUUCCGGCAGUCAUGGUUCAUGCCAUCUACCGGAUGAUCGUCGAAGCCUUUCCACCCGAACAGAGGCUUCUUGCGCAGUACAGCCAGGAGAUGAUCUCCAAAUUGACCCAGAUCGUCCAGCGAGAGGUCACCGGGCUCCCUUGGACGCCACAGACCUGGACCAACCUACGAAAAAGGCUCUUCGCCCCCACAGUGCUGGCCACGCCGCAGCUGAAUCAGCGUGAGUCCAUGGGAGCUUACUUGCGGCGCGAGCGUCGUGAGAGGGAGCAGCAGAAGGACGGAGAGCGUGGACCUUUGAGCUUCGGGCAGGAAGCUAUGAGCGAGGAGCAGCUGGGCAGCGUGCUGAUCAUGCGGAACGAGCGCCUGAUAGAAGCCGCGCAGAACCAGAGGAUCGGCGUGGAGCGCGAUCCAGGGCUCGCAACGAAGGGUUGGACGAGUGAAGCACUCCGCUCACAGCUGGCUCCGGGGGUGGCAGAGAGGCUUGAACAGCUCGCCCAGCGGGCAGAUGAAGUUAGUGUGGACCGGUACGAGGAGCUGGCCCUGGAAGCAGAGGACCUGAUUGUCCGGCAGCUCGAAGACCUUUAUGUGGACGGUGGAUGGGAACCUGGAAAUACGCCACAAGAGCUGUUCUCCAAGCUUGACGAAGAGGACCCCUUUGCUCUCAACGCAGCCGCUGCUGCGAGCUCUGCCGCUCUGCCGUUAGAAACUCCAAAGGAGUACAAACGAAGCUUUUCCCAGAGUGUGAGAAGCGGCAGAGACAGCACGGUUGCUGCGCGACGUGAGCGCGAGCGUCGCGAAGCGGAAGCGCUCGAGAGGCGCCGCCGGGAAGAACUGGCCGAGAAGCAUCUUCGAGCCCCGCUGCCCAAGGAAUUCGAGCCGCGGGGAUUCCAGACGAGCCGCGUCUCUCCAGCUCUUGACCGUCUGUCGUCGACCGAAGGGACGCUGCUCCCAGGUCUGAAAAGCUUGCGGCAGAAGGUGCGUAUGCAGGAGCCGAAGUCACAUAUGCUGCCCGACGCGCCGGAUGCGUCCAUUGCGAGGACGAAGCCCAAAGUCGAAGAGAGGCGGGCCUCCAACCCUCCGUCCGGGGUCGUGAAGGGCCGCCAGGGAUCCAAGGGCAGCGGCGACGCUGGCAGCCAAAGCCAAUCCCAGAACUGCUUCACGGGAGCAGCGGGGGUUGUUCUGUCUCUUGAGCCCGGGAAUGUGAAGGAGGAGGUGAAUGCUAGCCGAUUGCAGCUGCACAUCGAUGCCUUCAGAGAUGCCUCUUUUGACAACAUGAAGAAGGACUUCGACAUCCUCACUGGGCAGAAGAAGCAGCGCUUGGACGCCAUCGCUCUUGACCGGGAUGAGAAGAUGUUUGUGGAGAGGAUGGAGGGGCUGGUCGGAAGUAAGAGCACGCCGGCCGUCCGUCAGCUCAACCCUUUCCUCAAAAAGUCGAAGAGCGUGCCCAAGCUCCUCGGAAACCUCUCCCGAAAGCUUCCGGCGGUCCAGGCUGCACCUGGUUUGGUGGCCGCACCCAAAGCGCCCAAGGCUAAGGAAAAGAGCCAACCCGAGGUGCACCAGUCCGUUUCGUGGGAUGAGCUCACGACCGUGUCGCUGCUGGGGAGGGAGCUGGGAGUGUGA
This is a messenger RNA of Symbiodinium sp. CCMP2592, 2100 nucleotides long. The record is from the annotation of a GenBank genome assembly. NCBI's taxonomy places the organism in Eukaryota, Dinophyceae, Suessiales, Symbiodiniaceae.